This is a messenger RNA of Athene cunicularia (burrowing owl), 630 nucleotides long. RefSeq names its product fas-binding factor 1 homolog. The transcript has 3 exons. Lineage: Eukaryota; Metazoa; Chordata; Aves; Strigiformes; Strigidae. The record is from RefSeq and is a predicted model, not a curated record. The coding region runs from base 144 to 371 and encodes 75 amino acids.
UAUUAUCCUCAAAAUACUGAGUCAAGUGCUGGCAGUUCUCUCUAGGAAGGCGUUAUGCUGAUGGUGAUUGAGACCAAAGCUUUAUGCUUGGGGGAUUUCAAAAGAGCAAGGCAUACUGAAACUGGGAACUUGUCUGCGCCUGCAUGGUGAGCUCCCCUGCCUCAACACCUUUCAUGUGUCUGGUUUCAGAGUCUGUCGAUGACCUGCUUGACGACCUCCUGGGAUAUGAGGACGACGAAAGCCCCGUGACUUUUACAAGAAGUUUCCGUCCGGCCAGGGGCAGCAGUGGGAGAGCCCGGGGCACCAGCUCAGUGGCCAACCAGAACGAUUGCCCGGGAAGGCGAGUUACUGGUGAUGCCUUUGGGAACUGAGAGCCCAGAGCCUGAAGCUUUGUAGUGAGAGCUGGGUGUGCCCAGCCCUGUACAUCUCCUGUACAUGUGCCUUAAGAGAGUUGUUUGCUGAACUGCAGCAGUCCCAGCACUCCCAUCUUUUAUGCUGGUGCUAUUUUCACCUCCUUUUCUGCUGCACGACAUGGCUGCCGCGGUGUGCCCGUGCGGUGCCCUCCGCCUGCUGCCACCCAACCUGGCUGUCCCCAACGUGCCCUGGCCAAGCUCACAGGUGCUGCUGCUG